Molecule: messenger RNA, 1521 nt
Organism: Penicillium cinerascens
Lineage: Eukaryota; Fungi; Ascomycota; Eurotiomycetes; Eurotiales; Aspergillaceae
Product: putative MFS transporter
Exons: 5
Coding region: 1-1521 (506 amino acids)
Biological process (GO): transmembrane transport
Cellular component (GO): membrane
Molecular function (GO): transmembrane transporter activity
Source: RefSeq, a predicted model, not a curated record
AUGUCUCCCAGACCUUCUGGUGACAUCGAGACGGCCGAUCUUGACAAGUCUUACGUGGACAAUGUCGAGGUCGUUGCCAAUGCCGACAAGCCCAACCCGAGGAAGGAAGCACCGGCCUACGUCGCUGGCUUGACGCCGGAGGAGCGUGAGACGGCCGAGAAGGCGCUUGUCCGCAAGAUUGAUAUCCGCCUGUUGCCCAUGAUCAUUAUCAUGUACAUCCUCAACUACCUGGACCGCAACAACAUUGCUUCGGCCCGUUUGGCGGGUCUCGAAGAGGAUCUCGGUCUUGUCGGCGACCAGUACCUGACCUGCGUUAGCAUCUUGUUUGUUGGUUACUUGUUGAUGCAAAUUCCGUCAAACUUGAUGCUCAAUAAGUUCGGCAAGCCGGCUCUCUACCUGCCCUUGGCUAUGAUGGCGUGGGGUGUCAUCUCGACUCUCACUGCGGCUGCUCGGAACUACGCUGACCUCGUGGUUAUUCGAUUCUUCCUCGGUUUCGUCGAGGCUGCCUACUUCCCUGGCUGCUUGUACUUCCUUAGUGCCUGGUAUACCCGGAAGGAACUGGGCUUCCGUACCGCUGCCCUCUACUCCGGUUCUUUGCUUUCGGGUGCUUUCUCCGGUUUGAUUGCGGCCGGUAUCACCGACAACAUGGACUACGUCAAGGGUCUCCGUGCCUGGCGCUGGCUGUUCAUCAUCGAGGGUGCCGUCACAAUUGUGAUUGCCUUUGCCUCCAUCUUCAUCCUUCCCAACUUUCCCCGUACCACUAGUUGGCUCACCGAGGAGGAGAGGGAACUUGCUGUGUGGCGUCUGGAGGAGGAUAUCGGUGAGGAUGAUUGGGUCGACAGCGAGCAGCAAUCCUUCCUAUAUGGCUGCAAGCUGGCUUUCACUGACAUGAAGACCUGGGUUCUGAUGCUCAUGAUCCUGUGCAUCGUUUCUUCCGCCUCCGUCACCAACUUCUUCCCGACAGUCGUUGAGACCCUUAACUACAACAAGAUCACCACCCUCCUCCUGACUGCUCCGCCCUACUGCUUGGCCGUCAUCUGCGCAUUUGGCAACGCCUGGCACGCUGAUCGCUCCGGAGAGCGCUACUUCCACGUCACUCUGCCUCUGUACGUCUCCGUUGCGGCCUUCAUCAUCGCUGCCGCCACUACCGGCGUCGCUCCACGCUACGUCUCGAUGAUGCUGAUGGUCCCGUCCUUCUACUCCGGCUACGUCGUCGCUCUGGGCUGGAUCUCGAGCACACUGCCUCGUCCCGCCUCCAAGCGUGCUGCCGCUCUGGCCGGCAUUAACUGUGUCAGUAAUGCUAGCAGUAUCUACGCCAGUUACAUGUACCCCGACAGCGAUGCGCCGCGCUUUGUGCCCGCCAUGUCCGUCAACUGCGCCACCGCCUUUAUCGCUAUCGUCUCUGCUACCGUCCUUCGCUUCAUGCUGGUUCGUCUUAACAAGAAGCUCGACCGGGGUGAGGCCCUUAACGGCGGUGUGCCUGGACAGGCUAGCACUCGCGGGUUCCGUUUCCUGGUUUGA